GGACUGUGUUACGUUCUCAGCCUGCCGCUUGUUUCCUUUACCUCUAUGCCGUAUCAUUUCGCUGUUAGCCUUUGUACAUCCAGUAGGCUUAUCGCUACGCAUUGCGUCUGGUCAACGUCUGUAUCGCAGGCCAAAGAUGAUCGCACUCCGCUCUUCAAGCUCAAGCUUUAUCCAAUAACAUGGCCUCUCAAAGCAUCAUCCCUAUCCCUGCAGACUCACCGUUUUCAUUAGCCAAUAUUCCCUUUGGCAUAUUCUCCACCCUAUCACAGCCCCACCCCCGUCCUGGUGUAGCCAUCGGGGAACACAUCCUUGACCUCAGAGUCCUCGCACUUGAGGGAAUAUUCACGGAUUGUAAAGUAACGUUUCCGAGUGAUGUCCUCACACAUACGACCCUUAAUGCCUUCGCUGCUCUUGGAAGGCCCACUACAUCCGGCGUACGCGCAUACAUCCAGUCACUCUUGUCCCAAUCCUCUUCUCUUUUACACUUGAACCCUUCCCUUCUCGAGCGCUGCACUGUAAAGCAAAUAGAAGCGACGAUGCACCUCCCAUUUGAUAUUGGCGAUUUCACGGAUUUCACGAGUUCUAAGACACCUGAUGUGUGCGAUACAGCAUGCAAAAAAACACGCACUCGGGACAUGGACAUGGGGGUGUUGAUGCUGACAUGUACGUUCCAUCCUCCUCGUGCAGCCUCAGGACGUGUAUCUACCAUUCUUCCCUCUGGUACACCUAUUGUACGGCCAGUGGGUCAUCUCCCGCCUAGUGCGUCCCCAGAAAGGUCAUAUUCUGGGCUCCUCGAAGACAAAGCCCUCGACGACCUUCCCUCAGACACUCCUGUCGAUUCAAGGACACUUGCUCGAACAACAGGAUUCUCGCUUGCACCCACAAGCGAACUCGAUUUCGAGCUCGAACUCGCGUUUUUCAUUAGCGUCCCGACAGAGCACUUCGAACGCGUGCCAGUGGAGAAAACGGAGGAACAUAUAUUUGGAGUUGUGUUGCUGAAUGAUUGGAGUGCGCGAGAUAUACAAAUCCCGGAAACCCUUCCCUUCGGAGCAUUUAACGCAAAGAACUUUGCGAGCACUAUCAGCCCGUGGGUGGUCACCCUCGAUGCGCUGGAACCGUUCAAGAUUGCACAUGACAUACGGAGGGUCCCGUCGUACCUUGUGGAUAAGGGUGAUGCGACGUAUGAUAUCUCGGUCAGCAUGAGGGUGAUACCAGGUGGAUUGAUGGAAAAGGAGAUGGGGGGUGGCGAGAUCAUGCUUGCUUUCCAUACACUCUCAGGAUGCCGUAUGCGUACUGGGGAUUUGAUAGGAACGGGGACGUUGUCUGGAGAGGAUACAAUCUCCCUUUGUUCCCUCAUCGAGCAGCGCAAGCACUUCCCUAACCGAAUGUUCUUACAAGACAGGGAUGAAGUUGUGUUCACGGCUUGGUGCGGGUCUCUCCAAAGAGGAGUAGGAUUCGGAGAGUGUCGCGGGGUAGUGCUGCCUGCGAGAUUGUAACAUAACUACACGACAUGCUGAAGAGACAUAAACCGGCAGGAGACCACCACUAUUGAUGAUCGUUUAUGGCGAAGGCGGGACACGCAAAGUCAUACAAACUGUCGAGAAGGGCCGAGGGGCUCGCAGCCCAGAGAAAGCG
Suillus subalutaceus is the source of this 1635-nucleotide messenger RNA. RefSeq names its product fumarylacetoacetase. Gene Ontology annotation, molecular function: fumarylacetoacetase activity. The coding region runs from base 180 to 1496 and encodes 438 amino acids. Gene Ontology annotation, biological process: L-phenylalanine catabolic process; homogentisate catabolic process; L-tyrosine catabolic process. The transcript has 10 exons. NCBI's taxonomy places the organism in Eukaryota, Fungi, Basidiomycota, Agaricomycetes, Boletales, Suillaceae. The record is from RefSeq and is a predicted model, not a curated record.